AGGUUGACAGUGGGAGCCGGUUUGGGGAGACCGAAGUGAGCUAAAAGAGUAGGCAUCGAUUUGGGGAGAGAAAAAAGCUUGAGAACCGAUGCAUUCGCAAAGUUUAUUUGUCACGAGACGGAUCGCUGUGAGCACUUGGAGAGCAUUCUCGACGUCCAAAAUGGUCCAGAUUAAGGAAGGUGACAAGUUGCCGAGUGCUGAUUUGUUUGAGGAUUCACCAGCCAAUAAGGUCAAUACUGGUGAUUUGUGUCGCAACAAGAAGGUGAUUCUGUUUGCUGUUCCUGGAGCUUUUACUCCGGGCUGCUCCAAGACUCAUUUGCCGGGCUAUGUGGAGAAGGCUGAGGAGUUGAAGGCACAGGGAGUGAGUGAGAUUGUCUGUGUCUCCGUCAAUGAUCCUUUUGUGAUGUCAGCUUGGGGGAAGGAUCAGUCAGCUGGGGGAAAGGUUCGAAUGUUGGCUGAUCCGAACGGUGCAUUUACAAAGGCCGUUGAUUUGGGCGUAGAUCUACCUCCGCUGGGCGGAUUUCGGUCCAAGCGGUACUCAAUGGUGGUUGAGGAUGGAGUUGUCAAGUCACUCAAUGUUGAGCCCGAUGGAACGGGACUUACCUGUUCCCUGGCCAAUAAACUCAAACUAAAUUAAAUCCCUUGCAAACCUGAAAUGCCUCAAAAGCAUUUGAAUAUCAGAGCCUUUUCUAUUACCCACGUAGAAUCCCCUAGAACCUAGCUAUAUCACUCUUCUUGAAAUGUAGGCGCUAUUCGGAUAAGGAAGUGAAUUCUCACACAAGAAAAAAAUCCAAUAUAUUUUAGAGAAAAAUUUAUCAUUCGAAUACUUCACGAAAUAAAAAACGAACUUCUUAAACA
This is a messenger RNA of Phlebotomus papatasi, 858 nucleotides long. RefSeq names its product peroxiredoxin-5, mitochondrial (gene Prx5). Gene Ontology annotation, biological process: hydrogen peroxide catabolic process; cellular response to oxidative stress; cell redox homeostasis. The coding region runs from base 89 to 637 and encodes 182 amino acids. The record is from RefSeq and is a predicted model, not a curated record. Gene Ontology annotation, cellular component: peroxisome; mitochondrion; cytoplasm. Gene Ontology annotation, molecular function: thioredoxin peroxidase activity. The transcript is spliced from 2 exons. NCBI's taxonomy places the organism in Eukaryota, Metazoa, Arthropoda, Insecta, Diptera, Psychodidae.